AUGGCGGCACUCAGCUUUUGCAUCUCUUCUCCUCCUCAAAUUCAACGCAAACAAUUCAAACCGAGCCUUUUCCCUCCGGAAUUUACCCCUUACACCGGAGAAUUCCAUGCCAAACCCAUCUCUCUCUCCAGACGAUUCCGUGGCGCCAUUAACGCCACAUCAGCAGUUUCCGAUUCAUCGGAAUACGCAAAGCAGCCAUCUUCACCGGCGAAGAAGCUAAGGGAGAUUAUGCAAUCCCCUGGUCUUCUUCAGGGUCCCUGUUGUUUCGAUGCUCUUAGUGCCAAACUCGUCGAGCGAGCUGGGUUUCCUUACUGCAUCACCUCUGGAUUCUCAAUUUCAGCGGCUCGGAUUGGUUUACCUGAUAAAGGACUCAUUUCUUAUGGAGAAAUGCUCGAUCAAGGCCUACAAAUCACACAAUCCGUAUCAAUCCCAGUGAUUGGAGACGGAGGCAAUGGAUUCGGCGAUGCGAUGAAUGUUAAGAGAACUGUCAAGGGAUACAUCAGAGCUGGAUUUGCAGGAAUCAUCAUCAACGAUCAGGUUUGUAGUGGCGAUGAUAAGAGAAGAGUGGUUUCUAGAGAUGAAGCAGUGACGCGUGUUAAAGCUGCGGUUGAUGCACGUAGAGAGUGUGGUUCGGAGAUUGUCAUCGUAGCUCAAACUGAUUCUAGAGAAGGAAUAUCUCUGGAGGAAUCUCUAAUUAGAGCGAGAGCUUUUACUGAUGCUGGAGCUGAUGUUCUCUCUGUUAAUUCUCUUGUUUCUAGAGAAGAGAUGAGAUCAUUCUGCAGUGUGUAUCCGCUUGUUCCUAAACUGGCUAAUAUGCUUGAAAGUGGUGGGAAAGUUCCGAUACUAAACCCGCUUGAGGUAGAAGAGGUUGGAUAUAAGUUAGUGGCGUAUCCUAUCUCCUUGAUUGGAGUAUCUAUUCGAGCAAUGCAGGACGCGUUAUCGGCGAUUAAAGGUGGUCGGAUUCCUCCACCUGGAAGCUUGCCGUCGUUACAAGAAAUCGAAGAGAUUCUUGGUUCUGAGACAUACAAUGAGGAAGAGAAGCAGUACCGUUACACUACCUGGUCAUCAGAUAGAGGUGAGAGAUAUGAAGGAUCGAGCAGUGGUAGCGUCUAUGUUGAUGAACGAGUGGCUCAAGAUGAUUCAGAACAGAGAGAGGAACCGAUUGUUGAAGUGAUGACACCUGAGGUGGUGUAUAGUGAAUCAAGAAAUCCCUUUUCAACAAUCUGGUCACGGUCUCUGAGGAUCAAAAUCAUUGGACGUGAUGGGUCUGAGAAACUCGAUGUCAAAAUUCCGGCCGGAUUCUUGGAAGGUGUCACCAACAUUGUUCCAGCUUUAGGAGGUGUGAACCUGAGACAAUUGAUGGACGAUGCAACCGAUGAAGUGGGAGGGAAGCUUUUGUUAGAUUUUAAAGACACUGGAGGUGAUAGAAUCCAAGUAUUUCUAGAGUGA
This is a messenger RNA of Microthlaspi erraticum, 1449 nucleotides long. NCBI's taxonomy places the organism in Eukaryota, Viridiplantae, Streptophyta, Magnoliopsida, Brassicales, Brassicaceae. The record is from the annotation of a GenBank genome assembly.